UUUUCACACUCAUAUUUUUUCUUUUUCUUUUUCUUUUAACUUAUGAAUUACUUUCACUUGUAUCAAGAUUUCUUAUUAAAAAAUGCAUCUCAAAUCACUAGUAUCGAAUCAUCCCUUAGAUCCCUGACUUAUAUUCUACCUGGUCGAUUUCAUGACGCUGAACUUGCUUCUCAAGCACUUUAUGCUGCAUUGAACUUGAUAGGUCUUUAUCAUACUUCCAUUCUAAAGAAAGCAGCUCAAGAAAGCAAGACAAAAGUAGAAGAGACUGCUUUUAAUAAAUAUCUUGAUUUUUGGUCAAGUCAAUCCAGUCUCAACAAUAUUGCUUCGAAACUAUUGUCUAUCAUUACUUAUACACAAGUCCUUAUGGAAAUGGCAGUAUUAAAGAAGUUGGGUAAAAGACAACAAUGGCAGUUAAUUACAGUAUUAGAAGCACUCAAGGUUGUGUUGAAACUGACCUUGUUCCAAACCACUUCACAUCGUAUGACACUGUAUCCACCUCAUUUAGAGCGUGAUGUAGAUCCUGCUGCUCUUGCCACACUACCAAAGCAACAUCAGCAACAACAGGAGGGUUGGGUUGGUAAAAGAACAGGCGUGGCUGUUCCUUCUUUGUCUAGUUCAAUUGACCUGAACCGUGGUCUUUCUAACAAGAAUGCACACACAGAUGUCACUGACUAUUUGAUGUCAAAAGUAUUAACACCAGAGAAAUUGCGUAAACCAACACAAAUGGUGCAAGUACAAAAGCAUAUCUCUCAACUAGGUGAACUACUCUAUAUUAUACGACCCCUUCUUUAUGUAUUGUCCAUGUUGCGUUUUGGUAAACGAUCAUGGAAGCCUUGGGUUCUGUCUCUUUUGAUUGAAUCCUUCUCUCAAUGGGCUGUUCGAAAGGGAUAUGAAAACAAAGGCAGUAGAAACCAAAUGUUGACAUUAGAGCAACAAGAAUUUAAUCGUCGCUUAAAACUCAUGUUGUUGAAUAUCAUGCGUGGUGCUUUUUACCUUAAAAUCACACGUCCUCGCUUAGAAAAGUUUUGUAACAAGACUGAAUCUAAGCCUAUCCUGUCUAUGGUCUCAGGUGUCUUGCGUGAUUAUCUACCUUUAUGGGAGCAAAUCUACUUUUAUACUUCAGCCUCUUGAUAAUAAAUACCU
Molecule: messenger RNA, 1143 nt
Organism: Gilbertella persicaria
Lineage: Eukaryota; Fungi; Mucoromycota; Mucoromycetes; Mucorales; Choanephoraceae
Product: peroxisome membrane protein
Exons: 6
Coding region: 43-1131 (362 amino acids)
Biological process (GO): peroxisome organization
Cellular component (GO): peroxisomal membrane
Source: RefSeq, a predicted model, not a curated record